This is a messenger RNA of Manis javanica (Malayan pangolin), 5809 nucleotides long. RefSeq names its product olfactomedin like 2A (gene OLFML2A). Lineage: Eukaryota; Metazoa; Chordata; Mammalia; Pholidota; Manidae. The record is from RefSeq and is a predicted model, not a curated record. Gene Ontology annotation, biological process: signal transduction.
GGAGCGGCGGCAGGGCUGGGGGUGCGCACCGCGCGGGCACUGCUGGCUGGGCCCCGAGCUCGCCGUGCUGUCGCACUUCCCAGCGUCCACACCCGCAGUCAGUGCCCGCCGUGCGCGUCCCGCCAUGGCCGCCGCCGCCCUCCUGCCGCGGCCCCGACGCCGGCCGCGACCCUUGCUCCUGACGGCACUGCUGCUGGGGCCGCUGCUGCGCGCCGGCCCGGUUCGCACCGACAGUAAGGUGUUUGGUGACAUGGACCAGGUGCGGAUGACUUCAGAGGGCUCUGACUGCCGCUGCAAGUGUAUCAUGAGGCCACUGAGCAAGGACGCAUGCAGCAGAGUGCGCAGUGGGCGGGCACGGGUGGAGGACUUCUACACAGUGGAGACAGUGAGCUCAGGGACCAACUGCCGCUGCUCCUGCACAGCACCACCCUCCUCGCUCAACCCCUGCGAGAAUGAGUGGAAGAUGGAGAAACUCAAGAAGCAGGCGCCUGAGCUCCUCAAGCUGCAGUCCAUGGUGGAUCUCCUGGAGGGUACCUUGUACAGCAUGGACCUGAUGAAAGUACACGCCUAUGUCCACAAGGUGGCCUCCCAGAUGAACAUGCUGGAAGAGAGCAUCAAGGCCAACCUGAGCCGGGAGAACGAGGUGGUGAGAGACAGCAUGCGCCACUUCAGCGAGCAGCUAAGACACUACGAGAACCACUCGGCCAUCAUGAUGAGCAUCAAGAAGGAGCUGGCCAGCCUGGGCCUCCAGCUGCUGCAGAAGGACGCAGCCCCAGCCCCUGCGGCCGCCCCGGCCACCAGCCCUGGAAGCAAGGCCCAGGACACAGCUGGAGGGAAAGGCAAAGACAGUAAUGGAUACGGCAGCAUGCAGAGGAGCUUUGGAGACAGGGGCCUCCCAAAACCUGCUAAGGAGAAGCUGCUGAAGGCGGAGAAGCUGAGGAAGGAGGGCGCCAAGGGCAGAUUCCCCCAGCCUACGGCCAAGCCCCGGGCUCUGGCCCAGCAGCAGGCCAUGAUCCGAGGCAUCACCUACUACAAGGCGGGCAGGAAGGAGGCGACUGAAGCUGUGGCUGACAACGCCCUCAAGGGCACUUCCUGGCUGGAACAGCUGCCGCCCAGGUCAGAGGGCAGGCCACCGGAGCCCAACUCGGCGGAGCAUGAUGAGGCUGUGCCCCAGGCCUCAAAGAGAGCAGACUUGGCCCCUGGCACCCCUGCCCCAGACCCUGCCACCACCUCCACCCCCACUCCUACCACCAGUUCCCUGCCCACUGAACCAACUUCGCGCCAAGAAGUCUCCAGCCAAGGCAGAGAGGCGAGCUGUGAGGGCACCCUCCGGGCCGUGGACCCUCCUGUGAGGCAUCACAGCUAUGGGCGCCAUGAGGGGGCCUGGAUGAAGGACCCUGCUGCCAAAGAUGACAGGAUCUAUGUCACCAACUACUACUAUGGGAACAGCCUGGUGGAGUUCCGCAAUCUGGACAACUUCAAACAAGGCCGCUGGAGUAACAUGUACAAGCUGCCCUACAACUGGAUCGGCACAGGCCACGUGGUGUACCAGGGUGCCUUCUACUACAACCGUGCCUUCACCAAGAACAUCAUCAAGUAUGACCUGCGCCAGCGCUUCGUGGCCUCCUGGGCACUGCUGCCCGACGUAGUGUAUGAGGACACCACACCCUGGAAAUGGCGUGGCCACUCAGACAUUGACUUUGCUGUGGACGAGAGUGGCUUGUGGGUCAUCUACCCUGUGGCGGAUGACCAUGACGAGGCCCAGCCUGAGGUGAUCGUGCUGAGCCGCCUGGACCCCAGCGACCUCUCCGUGCACCGCGAGACCACAUGGAGGACCCGGCUGCGGCGGAACUCCUACGGGAACUGCUUCCUGGUGUGCGGCAUCCUGUACGCCGUGGACACAUACAACCAGCAGGAAGGCCAGGUGGCCUAUGCCUUUGACACGCACACGGGCACUGAUGCCCACCCACAGUUGCCCUUCAUCAACGAGCAUGCCUACACCACCCAGAUCGACUACAACCCCAAGGAACGGGUGCUAUAUGCCUGGGACAAUGGCCACCAGCUCACCUAUACUCUCCACUUCAUAGUCUGAGCAGGACCUGUACUCACAGUGAGGAGUGGCUGUGGGCCAGGCCUGGGGCUGGUACCAAGUAGCACCCAGGGGAGUAACCACUUCCACCUGCACAGCACUGUGCCAAGAGCUUCACCGGCACUAACCUACUUAGUCCUCCCAACAACUGUAGAGGAAAAGAGUCAAGCCCAUUUAAGAGAUGAGGAGCCCGAGGCUCAGAGAGAUAACCCUUGCCUGAAGGGCCUCGGUUUGGGUUCAGGCAGGCCAGCAGCACAUUUUACAGAUGAGGGGGCCUAACCACGCUCUCCUCUGCCCCCAGCCCUUUCCUCUCUUUUUCUCUCAACUCUGUCUCCCCUCCUGGGGCUACUCAGAACCAGAGGCCUUUGGGACUGAGGGACUAGCGUUGGGUGGAGGCCCGGCUCUCUGUGUCACCCAGGCCCCCGUUUGGGCUGAGCUGUUGGUGGCCCUGGGCUUUAGUCCCUUUAGCUCAUGUCCCUGCUCCUUGCCUUUGGCCAGCACCCCCCACCCCACCCUGCUCACUGUCCAACCACAUUCCAAACCUCCAUGGUCACCCAGCCACGGAGCAGAAACCACACCCCAAGAAAAAAUAGCGGCCCCCGUUCCAAGAUCCCCCUCCCUCUGUACUCAUUUUUAUUUUCCCUUAUUCUUCCUCAGUGUCGUCAUUUGUUUCUACAUGAGCAGCUGAGAAGGCUGCAGACAGCUGCCCACCAGCAGCAGCUCUACCAGGGGGAGGAGCUGGCCAGGCCCUGAGGCUCCCUCUCCACCCAGAAGUGCAGGCUUUGGCCACAUACCCAACCUGUGGGACCUCUCCCCAGCUCCUCCCAGAGCCUUUGAGCCUGGGAUCCACCUUGGUCUUUCUCUCUGGGCCUUUGAACCCACAACUUACACUAUACUCAGGGAUAGCCCCAGGUCAGCCAUGAGCAAGAGCAUAGGCCCAAGGCUGGGUGGUACCAAAACGAAUAGUUUCCCUUUCUUGUCAGUCCUGCCCUGGUCAUUUGGUGGGAUGACCCAGCAGCCUGAGGGGCUGGGGGAGGCUGAGACCUGAGUAGUAGGUCCAGGGGAGGCAUCGGACCUUCUGGCUACAAGGAAGGGCCGGAGGGUUGAAAAGCUGGGCAGGAAGGAGAAGCGGGUCUGGGCCUGGGCUUUUCCUGGCUUCAGAAAUGGUGGUGCCAGGGCUGCCCUGCACCCAGGUCUUGGGGCUGAGGAUGCACAGAUGCGCCACCCAGCCUGGUGCUGCUGAUGGCUUUCUGAGCCUCAGACCCCAGCGGCCCAGAGGACAAGACCUUCAAGCCUGCCCCUCAUUGGCUUUAGGCAGUUUUUAGAGCUGGGAAGAAGUUCUCAAGUCCAACUCCCUGUUUCAUCAGAGGAGAAAUAGACCCAGAAAGGUUUGGAGAGUGUGUCAGGUUUCCACAGUGGGAAUAGGACACAGCCGAUCUCCUUCUGGAAGGGCUUUGUCUAUAUCCUUUAUUCUCCCAGCUCAGAGGCAACUUUGCCUGGGAAGGUGGUAGGUAGACUACCCAGCACUCAAGCCAUCCCAACACCUUUGAAUGGUAUUUACUGCUGAUCCCAAUAUAACCCCCUGACCUGCUCUCUCAUUCCGGUCCCAUGCCAGCUCCCAGAUAUCUGUAUAUUUGCCCAUCCAGCUGCCAUGUUAGAAAAUUCAGCUGCAUACCCAAGAGUGUAAGGAAAUGCAUUUUGUGCCGAAUGUAUUUCUCUUAUAUAUUGUCAGGUGGUGAUAUUAUGUUUAAGCUGAAGCUCACCCCUGAAAUGAAGGGGAAUGAUGACAGCCAGCCAAGCAAGGCCUGACUCACAGCAGUGGGUGCAUCCAGCCUCCCCCACCCUGCCAGCCACGAGCUCCAUUUACACACUCUUCAGGGGGCUGUGUUUCCCUUGGCCCUGGGUGUGGGUUUUAUAAGGCUGUCUUUUGUGAUAUCAUAGCCCAACCAUGUGAGAAGUGUUCAGGCUCCUCUUCUUCCAUUAGUCUGAGAAAAGGGAAAGUCAGAAAGGACCAAUUUUGGAAAAUCAAAGGACAAGCAAAUUGUUUUCUGGGGGAGAUGAUGCUGGCUGCAGCCUCCAACCAUUCACUAAGCCCCUUCUGUUUUUAGGUCCUUGAAUGUGGGAUAUGUGGUAAGUAGUUAUUUUCCUCAUUUCACAGAUAGUCAAACUAGAGCUCAGAGAAGUCACCUGUCAUGUAGGCAAUUACAUGGAGAGCCAGGUUUCACAAUCAGGUAACCCAACCCUCAUCACUGACUGAGCAUCAGUGGUGUGCUAAGUGUGCCACAUGUGUAUUCUUGCAUCUGUACAACAGUGAAAGGUAUACACUCCGAAUGUGCCCAUUUAACAGAUGAGAAGACUGAAGUGAAAGGACUUGCCCAAGGUCGCACAGCAGCUUAGUCUGUGGCAGAGUUAGGGCUUCAGGGCUGGUCAAUGCAUGUUCUUCACCAACUGUGUGCUACUCUAGAAGCAGCUCCAGAAAGGGUGGCUAUUGCUUUUAUUCAGUGUGGCCAGGCCACAUACUGGAUCCACACAGGAGCGAGCCCUAAGGAUGAUUGGGUCAGUGUGUGAAAAGUCCUGAGUGCCAAGCCAAGAAGUGCCUCCAAUAACAUUUGAAACAUAGUCAAGUAUAAAUUAAGAGUUGAGUAUAAGUCAACAGAAUAUAAAAUUGUAAGACAAUUAGGUUUUGUCCUGUCGGUGAUGAGAGGCAGCGAGGGUUUUUGCUGUGGUCUUUAUUAUGUUUGGCAACAGGCAUUUCAAACAAAGCAGGGCCUGGACUAGGGAGGGCCAGUGUUUCUUACCAACCUUGGCUGUAAGGGCAGAGGAAGCUGUCUCUGGUGUUUCUGAACAAGAUACAUGAAGGGGUUUUGGCCGGCACCUUUGAUUCCUGCCUAGAGAUUUCCAGGCCUUAAUAUUUAAUCUACUCUGGGGAGGAAAGUAAGGGGAACUCUGCCUUGGCAGGCAGCCAUAAAGCUCAGGCCAGGGGAGUUUGCUGGAGAUGAUCUGAGAGUUCCGGAAAGCCCUGUGUUCCAAAGCAUCUUGUCCUCUACGACAGCACUGGAAACCACUCCAGGGGCAGGAAAGCACAACACUGGAUGGUUGUCAGGGGGCUCUGGAUGGGAGUCAGAGAGUCCUGGGCUGGAACCAGCCCUACCUCUUACAUGCUGCAUGCUUGGUGGGGUAGGGACAGACAGAGGGGACACAUACCAUCGCCCUUUUAUGGCUGAACACCUGCAGCUUGGUGAGGACAAAGAGCAGCUGAGAGCCCAAGCAGCACCCUUCUAGAGCUGGAAGUCACCACCCAGGAGCCCCCAAAGUCAGUAUUAAUUUUCCCCAUUAUAGGUGAUAAGCCUCAAAUUCAGUGAGGUUAAGCAACCUGCUCAGGGUCACAAAUGUAACUAGUAGAAUCAAGAUUUGAACCAAGUCUGUUUUUAGACCAAAGCCCCAAAUUAACAUUGUUAGAAAUCAUGUAACCAGUCAUGUUUUCUUUUUUGCUUUUUGGCUGCUGGGAAGCUCAAAGUCAAAUUUGAGAAUAUUUUAUUUUUAGCAAUGGAACUGAGUCUCCUACAGGACUCUGGCUUUAUUUUAGCUUUCUGCUUUUACCUUUACGCUGAUCUCUUUAUUUUUAUCCUACUGUGUUUCAUCUCUUUGUGUAAAUUGCCACAAUAUGUUUUUUGCAAGAAGGUGGCAUGUAUCUAAAUAAAUACAUGAUCAAAAGCUUGA